This is a messenger RNA of Scophthalmus maximus (turbot), 2958 nucleotides long. It is a transcript of the gene b3gnt5b, whose product is annotated as UDP-GlcNAc:betaGal beta-1,3-N-acetylglucosaminyltransferase 5b. Bases 1145 to 2308 code for a protein of 387 amino acids. Lineage: Eukaryota; Metazoa; Chordata; Actinopteri; Pleuronectiformes; Scophthalmidae. Gene Ontology annotation, biological process: brain development. Gene Ontology annotation, cellular component: membrane. The record is from RefSeq and is a predicted model, not a curated record. The transcript has 2 exons.
UCUUGACCAAUCCCAUGCCUCUCGUGUGUUAAAUGUGUGGGUCACAGUCUAAAAGUUCUGGGAGUUUAUCUCCAUGUUGGACACUUGAAUAUCAAUGCACGUCAAGUUGCCUCCCAAGAGUAAGGAAAUAUAGCUGACAUGGGUCUCAUAAAAGGCUGUAAACUAGGGUAUGUUUGCCCGACCUGGACUGGAGUAAAGUGUGAAAAUUAGAAAUGAGUCCAACGGUGAGUUUCUCAUUAUCAGGCCAGCGAGAGAGAGAGAGAAAAAAGCAGCCGUUUAUUAGCCGGUGACCCCAUUAGGCGCGGGGCCAUCCGAUGAUGUUUAAAAAGCUGUCGGGCUGCGGUGGGAGUCCCAGGCCCCGGGCACAUCAUGAUCCCCCGUUGGUUUGAGCCCAAGCCCGGGCGGAAGCAGGCUAUUCUUGUGGCGCAUUGUGCUGCAGAGCUGUCCUGACGCUGUCCAUUGUGUCCGCGCGCUUUCCAUGACUCUCAGCGAUUUUCCGUGGGCCUGCGCCCUAAACCCCUCCAUUAUGGAAGAGCUUGUGUGGAACAUUUGCUGCGUGGGCUUUUUUCUAUUCAGUCGCCCAACCGACCUCCACCGCAGCCACUAACUUUGGACUUUAGCGAACGCAACUGCUCUUCGGCGAAAAAACAGUGGUGCGGUCGAAACGCAGAGGUCAGAUCCAACCACAGGAUUGAAUGAUUCUGUUUGAUAUGGUUUGUAACAUUUAGUCUCGCUACAUUGAAAUGAUCUGAGCGCACGCUUUCUUUUUCCCAGCAAUACGAGUGCAGGCCUCGGUUACUGUGAGAGACUUCUCAGUGACAUCCUGAGGGGAUUCAUUGUAUGACGGCGUCAUGACCGAAUGAUGACUAUCCAUCUGCCCGGUGACGGUGAUUGUGAGUGAUUCUGCUGCAAUGGAGGAUGUUUCCCAGCAGACCCAGUGACUCCCAUUGCUGCAUAUGCCUCCUGCUGAAUGUGGAAAGCCUAGGAUGGGAGACCCAUCACGUCCUGCUCUUAGGCACCGCAUUACAACGCUCUCAACCUCCGCCCCUUCGGUCGCCUUGUCUCCUCCUCACACACUGACACAGCCAGCUGCUUCUCCACCCACACCUGGCGGACCACUGCCACGGGGCGACGGGAUUCCAGGAUGUUUUUGAAAAUGCGCAGAAUACGGAGAUGUCAGUGUGUGCAGCUGAUGACCACCUGCCUGGUGCUGUCAGUGGUCAUGGUUUGCUGGGAGCAGCUGGACAACAAUGUCGUCAGCCACGUCAAGUCCUACUCUUACCGUUACCUAGUCAACCACUUCAUCAACAUCAACAAGAGCUUCACCAUCCCGCGGGAGCAGGCAAGACGUUUCAGCAACUUCCGCUACCUGCUGGACCACCCGGACAAGUGCAUCGAGAAGGACGUCCUCCUCCUCCUCUUUGUCAAAACAUCCCCUGAGAACAUCGGGAGGCGCAAUGCCAUCAGAUCCACCUGGGGUAAUGAGACCUACAUCCGAAACCGCCUGGGAGUGACUGUGAAGGUGGUGUUUGCCUUAGGAGUGGCACGGACCACAAGGGACGAGCCCUCAUGGAGUAAGAGGAAUGGGGUGGGCUUCCAGGAGCAGCUCAUCCGCGAGGACCGUCGCCAUGGUGACUUGGUCCAGCAAGACUUCUUGGACUCCUUCCACAACCUGACCCUGAAGCUGAUCCUGCAGUUCCACUGGAUGCACAGCCGCUGCGCACAUGCCCGCUUCUUCAUGACCGCUGACGACGACAUCUUCGUCCACAUGCCCAACCUGGUGAGCUACCUGCAGGACAUGAGCAGCAGGGGCGUCACUCAAUUCUGGAUUGGCCGCGUGCACAGGGGGGCACCACCCAUCCGCAGCAAAGACAGCAAGUACUAUGUGCCCUUCGAGAUGUACCAGUGGGUGUCGUACCCUGACUACACAGCAGGGGCUGGGUAUGUUGUGUCCCGCGACGUAGCAGACAAAAUCUAUCAGGCCACAUUGACCCUGAAUGCCUCCAUCUAUAUAGACGAUGUGUUCAUGGGCAUCUGCGCCAACGCCGUUGGUGUGACCCCACAGGAUCAUGUCUUUUUCUCAGGGGAGGGCAAGACGCCUUACCACCAGUGCAUCUAUGACCAGAUGCUGACCUCACAUGGUCACGUGGAGGAUAUCUAUGACUUGUGGAGGGCGGCGACACACCCACAGGUGAAAUGGUGGACCUCCGGACUGGUAGGCAGGCUCUACUGCACAGCCGUGAAAAUGGCUCUUCUUUGCAGACCCUACUAUCUCAACACAUACCACUGCAAAGCAGCCUUUUUGUAGUACUGUUUUCGGUUUGUGCGUGUGUGAGUGUGCGUGUGCAUGACCGAGAGAGAAAUAUUGUGGCAUACCGUGGAACAUGGUGAAAUGACGCUGUGAAUAUUACCUCAGUCCUUUCAGUCGGACGUUCGUGUCUGUCAAAAGACACAAACGUGGUCUGUUUUGCAAGGAGGAAGAGAGAUCACAUCAUGUUUCCUCUGUUACCGUUGACCUGAGGUCACCAACAUAUCACUUGUUGGUGCGAUAAUGCAGUGACACUGGCCUCUAAUCAAAGAUUUCUCAACACAAGGCACCCUCAUUUACCCAUUUCAUCAACAUAGGCAUGAAAUAAAUCCACUUGCCUGAUGGCACUAGGAGGCGGCCUAUUUUUCUAAAAUGUUGGCGCAAAGCAGAACUAACACUUUUGGGGGAAGGCGAAAUCAUGAUGUGUGAGUCAGUCUUAACAGGCCGAUGACACCAGAUCCAAAAAUGUCUCCCUGCCCUAAUGAAUAAAAGUUCAACUGAAAGGACUUUACAAAGAUUACGUGUGCAGUAAUGAUGAGCAACUAUGUCUGGGCUCUAAAUUGACACUUUUGUUAAAGGAGGUUUCUUUUUAUUUUAAUUACAUUUGGGAAUUUUUUUAAAUGAAAUAAAAAUCUACUCAGUUAAACUGA